GACUUGGGGAGCCGGAAGCCCAUUCCGAGGCACUUCCUGUCCGGUCAUUGUUCUUGUGCCGGUGGGAGCUGAGGUCCCGGUCCGCCAGACUCCUGCUGCAGAGCCAGUUAACUCAGGUCGGGCCUCUCAGUUGCGCACGGACAUUUGGAAGUGAUGGAAAAUGUAAAAAUCAAACAAGAAAAUGAAAAGAACCUUAAAACUACCUGUAAUUACACCACCCAGAGAUAACUACCCACUCCUAACAUUAGACAACACUCACCUUGGCCCUGGGAAGACAUUCAGGAAGAAGCUUUUGAAACAUAAAGCUUAGAUGGGGUUUGGCCUCAGCUGGGCAGCUCCCAGCUCCAGGAAUUCCCCUGCUGAGCAGAGAAGAUGACUGCAGAAUUGAGAGAAGCCAUGGCCAUACCCCCAUGGGGCCCAGUGAAGGUGAAAAAGGAGGAGGAGGAAGAAGAAAACUUCCCAGGUCAGGCAUGCAGCCAACAAGUGCACUCUGAGAACAUCGAAGUCUGGGCCCCAGGGGAGGGUCUUCAAACAGGACUUGAUGGUUCAGAAGAGGAAGCAAAGGGUCAGAACAUAUUCUGGGACAUGGCGGUAGUCCUGAAAGCAACUCAGGAGGCACCUGCUGCUUCACCCCUUGGCAGCUACUCAUUACCGGGGACUCUGACCAAGAGUGAGAUACAGGAGACUCAUGGGACCAUGAGCUUUCUAGGUGCUGAAACCAAGAACCUACAGUUAAUGGUUCCAAAAACUGAGAUAUGUGAGGAAGCUGAAAAACCCCUCAUGAUAUCAGGAAGAAUCCAGAAAGCUGAUCCUCAGGGACCUGAGUUAGGAGAAGCUUGUGAAAAAGGAAGCAUGUUAAAGAGACAGAGAAUAAAGAGAGAAAAGAAAGAUUUCAGACAAGUGAUAGUGAAUGACUGUCACUUACCUAAAAGCUUCAAAGAAGAGGAAGAUCAGAAAUGUAAGAAAUCUGGGGCAAAAUACAGCCUUAAUUCUGGAACUGUUAAAAAUCCAAAAACCCAGCUUGGGCAAAAGCCUUUUACGUGUAGCGUGUGUGGGAAAGGAUUUAGUCAGAGUGCAAACCUCGUUGUACAUCAGCGAAUCCACACUGGGGAGAAACCCUUUGAAUGUCACGAGUGUGGGAAAGCCUUCAUUCAGAGUGCAAAUCUUGUUGUGCAUCAGAGAAUCCACACUGGACAGAAACCUUAUGUUUGCUCAAAAUGUGGAAAAGCCUUCACUCAGAGUUCAAAUCUGACUGUACAUCAAAAAAUCCACUCCUUAGAAAAAACUUUUAAGUGCAGUGAAUGUGAGAAAGCCUUUAGUUAUAGCUCACAACUUGCUCGGCACCAGAAAGUCCACAUUACAGAAAAAUGCUAUGAAUGUAAUGAGUGUGGGAAAACAUUUACUAGGAGCUCAAACCUCAUUGUCCACCAGAGGAUCCACACUGGAGAGAAGCCCUUUGCCUGUAACGAUUGUGGCAAAGCCUUUACCCAGAGUGCAAACCUUAUUGUACAUCAGCGAAGCCAUACUGGUGAGAAGCCAUAUGAGUGUAAAGAGUGUGGGAAAGCCUUUAGUUGUUUUUCACACCUUAUUGUGCACCAGAGAAUUCACACUGCAGAGAAACCUUAUGACUGCAGCGAAUGUGGGAAAGCCUUUAGUCAGCUCUCUUGCCUUAUUGUCCACCAGAGAAUUCACAGUGGAGAUCUUCCUUACGUGUGUAAUGAAUGUGGGAAGGCCUUCACAUGUAGCUCAUACCUACUUAUUCAUCAGAGAAUCCAUAAUGGAGAAAAACCUUACACAUGUAAUGAGUGUGGGAAGGCCUUCAGACAGAGGUCAAGCCUCACUGUGCACCAGAGAACCCACACGGGGGAGAAGCCCUACGAAUGUGAGAAGUGUGGUGCAGCUUUCAUUUCUAACUCACACCUCAUGCGACACCACAGAACCCAUCUUGUUGAAUAACAAGGAAGAAAGAGGAAGACCUCCAGCAUUGGUCAUAACGUUCUGCAUCCCAAAUGAGACACCUCUGCUGUUUCUUCCUCCUUUAGAAAAGCGAGGCCUAUAUCCUUAACAGUUACAGUUUUCAGGAAUGCAGCACAAAAUACAAGAUAAGCAUUUCAGAGGCUAAUUUAAAGAAAACGAAAGUAAGCACCUAAAGGCAAGGACUUUGUUUUAACUGUACCUUAAGCGGUCAUAUUUUCUGAAAUGGAAUGUGGCUUUCUUAGGAAUGGGUCAUACAAGGCUAAGUGGUAAUGAUGCUGUUUGGGGAAGGUCUUUUUUGCUUAAUUUUGUUUUUUAAAACUUUGAUCGUUGCUUGAGCAACAGGCAGGUUAUUUGCCUGUUUGAAUUCUGGUUGAACCAUGUAUUCUGGUAUUUCUGGUUAAGUGGUGACUAGGUAAGGAAACUACUUGGGGUAGCAAUUCAACAAUUCAUUUAUGAACAUUUAUAAGCUUUCCAUUUCCUAGGUAAUUUUUUAAAAGCCAGUAAAAAAAAAAAAAAAACUGUCUACUGUACCUAAAAUGGACAGAAAAAGGAAAUGGCCUUUUUCCUUACUGUCUAUACCUCCUGAACCUUGGUAUUGUAAAGCUCUGGGGAUCUCUGAGUCUGUUCUGACCAAUUCCUAGUCUGCAUGGCCAAGCACUCAAGAAUUGAUGGACACCACACACCAGCUAUAUGUUUGCUAAGAUCGACAGCUCCUUCUCCAAACUACUCAAACCCCUAAUUCCCAUCGCAUUCCAUUUGGGUGAGAUGCAACUAACAGCCCCCUUCCUGGAUAAAGGAGUCAAAGAAUAAAGCUUGCCUAGAGGCAUGCCCCA
Messenger RNA from Cebus imitator (Panamanian white-faced capuchin), 2810 nucleotides. RefSeq names its product zinc finger protein 35 (gene ZNF35). The transcript has 5 exons. The record is from RefSeq and is a predicted model, not a curated record. Gene Ontology annotation, biological process: regulation of transcription by RNA polymerase II. Bases 373 to 1956 code for a protein of 527 amino acids. Gene Ontology annotation, molecular function: DNA-binding transcription activator activity, RNA polymerase II-specific; RNA polymerase II cis-regulatory region sequence-specific DNA binding. Lineage: Eukaryota; Metazoa; Chordata; Mammalia; Primates; Cebidae. Gene Ontology annotation, cellular component: nucleus.